AUGGGCACACAGGGACACAGGGGCACCCCACCAAGCCAACAGCAGCGUCCCUGCCCCGUUGUCCCCACGGUGACGUUCUGGAACGCGUCCCGGCACCGCGGUGGCGGCGCCUCGGUGACACCACCUCCACGGUGGCCUGGGGACACGGCCAUGCUGCGGCUGCUGGUGGCCAGCGCCCACAUCCCCGGGGCCACCGGCUCCGGGCCCGGCGUCCACGUGUCUGCCCGCUUCAGAGGUACCGCUGGGUUUGAGGAGGGGGGACACACACACACCACGGUGGCCGUCCCCAGGAGCACAGUCCCACCUGGAACGAGGGACCUGGGUGCCACCACGGUGUCACUGGACCGGUUGGUGGCCGACCCCGGGCUGCCACUGUCCCUCAGUCAAGUCCCGCUGCUGGACCCCAAGGGACAGCCCACGGGGUGCACCGUCACCCUCCGCUGCUCCUACGUCCCCCGUGGCACAGCUGGGGACACCGUGGUCCCCCUGCAAGUGCCACCACCGGCAGUGUCACCGGGGUCACCCCCCCGUGUCGACAAGACCCCGGCGGGGAGGAAAGAGGAUUUCCAGGUACGGGUGAGGGUCAUCAAGGGCCACCAGCUCCAGGGCAAUGACAUCAAACCAGUGGUGACAGUCCUCAUCGGCCAGCACCGCUUCAGGACCAGGAUCCGAGUGGGGAACAACCCCUACUACAACGAGGUGUUUUCCCAACAUUUCCACCGGACGCCUGCCCAGUUGGCUCCAGAGCCCAUCCUCAUCCAGGCUCUGGACUCGCGGGCCACCCGUGCCAAAGCCAUCAUCGGCGUCUUCCAGCUGGACGUCGGCACCGUCUACCGGGCGCCGGGACACAGCUUGAGCUGGAAGUGGCUGAGCCUGCGGCACCCUGAUCGCCCUGACGCCGGGUCCCAGGGGUACCUCCGUGUCAGCCUGGCCGUCCUCCGCGCCGGCGAGCCGGUGACGGAGCCGGAGGAGCCGGCGGGGGACGAGGACGUGGAGGCCAACCUGCUGCAGCCGCCACCGUGCGCCGCCACGCUCCGGCUCCGCGUCUACCGCGCCGAGGACCUGCCGCAGGCAGAGCCGGCUCGGCAAUACCUCCCCUCGGUGUUACCGGCCGGCGGCAAGAGGGGCUUCGUGGCGGCGGCGGUGCGGGUCAGCUUUGCCGGCAGGACGCUCUGCACCCGGGUGAUGCCCCCCGACGCCAACCCGACGUGGAACGAGGUUUUCUUCUUCCCCCUGCGGCUGCCCCCCAUCUGUGAUGAGAUCCAACUGGCCAUCCUCAGCGGGUCCCGCAGCAGCAAGGUCCUGGGCACUGCCACCCUCCACCUCUCCCAAAUCUCCUCCGCCGGUGCUGAGCUUGAGGAGGGGACUCCUGGCUUCUUACCCUGCUUCGGACCCAGCUUCCUCCCCUUCUACAGUCCCCGGCCGGAUUCUACCAAGACACCCAGCACCGACACCGGCGUGGCUUAUCAGGGCCGGGUGCUGCUGGAGCUCAGCACCCACAUGGGGACCCCGGAUGGGCGCCAGCAAGACACCAUCGCCCCCGAGGACAUCAUCUCGGUGCAGCGCCACUUGCCCCGCCGCCGCUUCGGGCUGUGCGGGGUCUUUUAUUCGGCCACCAUGGUGCCAGCCGGCCCCGAGCUCCUGCGCUUCGAGCUCAGCCUCGGCAAUUACGGCGACACGAGCGAUGUCACCUGCAAGCCGGCCGCCUCCGUCACCCCGCACGGCUGUCCCCUCUUUGAUGGCAACCGCUAUCACUACCUGCCGUGGUACGGGGACAAGCCGGUGGUGGCUGUCACCUCAUCUUGGGAGGACGCCGGUCACCGUUGGGAUGCCCUGAACCUCCUGCGUGCCACGUGCCGGCGGUUGGAGAGGAAUGUGGCGGAGCUGCGGGGCGCCCGGGGGGACACCCGGGGGGACGUCGGCAGGAGGCUGCUGCGGCAGCUGGGCCAGGACUGCGGGCGGGCGCUGCCCCGUCUGGAGGCGCAGCCCACCCCCACGCCGCUGGACGCCCACCUCCGGGCCGCCCGUCUUCACCUCCUGCGGCGCGUGGCCGCGGCGGCGGCGAUGCCACCGAGAGCCGGCUGGGACGCGUUGCUGCCGGUGGCCGAGGGCUGGCUGGGACGUGUGGCCGCUCUGGCUGUCGAGCCGCAGGCCGGCGUGCCCGACGUGCUGCUGUGGCUGCUGCGGGGGGAGCAGCGGGUGGCCUGUGCCCGUGUCCCCGCGUCCGACGUCAUGUUCUCCCAGAGCGGCCCCGGCGCCUGCGGCAGGCUCUGCGGACGGAUCCAGACCCUCUUCCUGAUGGGCUCUGGGGACAUCCGUGCCCAGCUCCGGCUCCGGCUGUGGCUGGGACGGGUGACCGACAGCGGGGACCUGCCACGGCACCUCGAGGGCACCCUACGCAUCUACGCCGAGACGUAUGAAAACCAGACCAAGCUGUUGGGCAAAUGGGGUCCCCGGGGGCUGCUGGGGCGCCCCGGUUUCUCCGACAGCGCCGGCAAAGCGGGGCUCCCCCGCCACAGGAUCCAGCCCCCCAAGGGCUGGCGCUGGGAUGGACCCUGGAGAGUGGAGCCCCAGCGGCGGCUGCUGCUGGACACGGAGACCAACGUGGGCGAGGUGCUGGAGGAGGUCUACGAGAAUGAGAGCCGGCGGCUCGGCGGGGAGUGGGGACCCGCCGCCGUGGCCAGCACCGAUGCCAGCGGCGCGGCGGUGCCACCCAAGGAGGAGGUGGCGUGUCCCCAAGGUUGGCACAUCACCGACGGCUGGCGGGUGGACGCGGCAGGGGCCGUGGAUGAGGGCGGUUGGGAGUACGGGGCGAGCGCGGCCCCCGGCAGCCCCCCGCCGGCGUGGCACCCCGCCGAGAAGACGUACCACACGCACCGGCGCCGGCGCUGGCUGCGCACCCGCCGCAAGGACCCCGGCGCCCCGGGACGGGAGCAGGAUGUGGCCACCUUCCUCCAGCUGCACAGCCCCGAGGUGGCAGCGGGGGACGAAGCCUGGGAGUACGGGUCCCUCUGGGGCUGCCGCUUCCACCUCCAGCCCCAGGCGGGUGACGUGUGUCGGCGACGCUGCUGGCACCGGGACAUAGUGCCCGUGCAGCCCCCACCCGUGGCACCCCUCUUCCUCCUGGAGGGCUCCCCGGGCACGGAGGAACCGGCCGAGAAGGACGAGCCGGCUGUGGCGGAGCGGCGAGAGCGGGGCUCAUCCCGGACCCCCCCGCAGCAGCCCGUGCCCUUCAUCCUCUGCACCUUCCAGCAGCCCAACUUCUUCCAGCUCCGCUGCUACAUCUUCCAGGCGCUGGAGCUGACCCCCCGCGGCACCAAGGGCACCGCAGACCCCGUCGCCCACGUCUCCUUCGCCUACGUCAGCCAGAGCACCCGGGUGCUGCCCGGCACCCUGGACCCUCUCUGGGACCAGACGCUGCUUUUUCACCGGGUGCUGCUGUACGGGGACCCCCGGGGUGUCCGGGAUGAACCCCCCGCCGUGGUGGUGGAGAUCUUCGACCAAGACGGAGGGGUACGGCACCCCUGGGUGGGGGGGAGCACCCAUAGCCCAAGCAAUGCCUUGCAGGGUGCCGGUGGUUUCCUGGGGAGGUGUGUGUGCCCCCCAGAUGUUUGGCUGGACGUUGGGCACCGGCAGCCCCCCCGGCUUCAGCGUUACCCUCUGGGGGGGCCGGGGGGGCCGGCCGGGGAGCUGCUGGCUGCCUUUGAGCUGCUGCACGACGCCGAGGAUGGGUCCCUGGCGCAGGUCAGCACCCCGCCAUGGAGGCAGGGGGUCUUCAGCGUCCCCCUGGGAAUCCGGCCACUCCUGAGGCUGGUGGCACUGGAGGUGCUGGCGUGGGGGCUGCGGGGGCUGCGCGGCAGCGUGCGGGCGCCCAGCCUGGAGGUGCAGUGCGGGGGCCAGACCCUGCGGACCCCCACCAUCACUGACCUCGCCACCAACCCCAAUUUCCCCAUCAAUGCCUUCCUGCUGAUGCUGUGGUACCCCCUGCCCCAUCCUCACCCCAUCCCCGACACUCCCUGCCCCAUGCCCACCUCCAGGAUGAUUUAUUUGCCCCUCUCCCCCCCAGCAGCCACUCCCUGGGGCAGGAUAGCUCAAAGACUACCCAGGAUCACCGCCGAGAAGCGGGCUGCGGACAAGACUGUGGAGAAGGAGGAGGAUGAAGAUGAGGAGGAGGAUGACUGGUGGAGCAAAUUCUACGCGGCCAUGGGGGACAAGGCAAAGAGCCGCCGGGGGACUAACAGGGACAGGCUGAAGAUCUACAGUUGCGAGCUGGAGGCCGUGCCCGAAUUCCAGGGGCUGCAGGAUUUCUGCCAGACCUUCCCGCUCUACCAGCCGGGGGGUCACCCUGCGGCGGGGGACGACCCGGUGCCGGUGGGUGAGUUCAAGGGGCUUUUCCGGAUCUACCCCCUGCCCGAGGACCCCGGGGUGCCCCCGCCGCCACGCCACUUCCAGGAGCUGCCCCCCAGCCAGCCCCAAAAGUGCCUGGUGAGGGUCUACGUCGUCCGAGCCUUCGACCUGCCCCCCCGUGACAGGAACGGGCUGUGUGACCCCUACAUCCGCGUCUCGCUGGGGACAAAGACGCUGGGCCAGCGGGACCAGUACGUGCCCAACACCCUGGAGCCUGUUUUUGGCAGGCUGUUCGAGGUGACGGGCACCAUCCCGCUGGAGAAGGACCUGCGGGUCUCACUGCUGGACUACGACCUGCUGCCACCCGACCAGGACAUCGGCACCACCACCAUCGACCUGGAGAACCGCCUGCUCUCCCGCUUCCGCGCCCACUGCGGGCUGCCUGCCUUCUACUGCACCACCGGCCCCGGGUGCUGGAGGGACCAGCUGUCCCCGAGCCGGGCCCUGGAGCACUUCGCCCGCACCCGGGGGCUGCCAGCCCCCCACUUCAGCGCUGAGGGCACCGCCGUCACCUUUGGGGACCAAACCUUCCUCCUCAGCCACUUUGAGAGCAGCCCCCACCCACGCCGGCACCCCGGGGCUCCCCGCGAGCGCCUGGCCCUGCACGUCCUCCACGCCUGUCACCUCGUCCCCCAGCACCUCGAGACCCGCACCCUCUACAACAGCACCCAGCCCGGGCUGGAGCAGGGCAAGGUGCAGAUGUGGGUGGACAUCUUCCCCGCCAGCCUCGGGCCCCCCGGGCCCCCCGUCGACAUCACCCCCCGCAAGCCCCAGAGGUACGAGCUACGCUGCGUGGUCUGGAACACGCGGGACGUGGACUUGGGGGACGUCAACCUUUUGGGGCAGCGGAUGAGUGACAUCUAUGUCAUGGGGUGGCUGGAUGGACUGGAGGAGCAGAGGCAGAAGACGGACGUGCAUUACCGCUCGCUGCAGGGGGACGGGGCGUUCAACUGGCGUUUCGUCUUCUCCUUCGAGUACCUGGCAGCCGAGCAGCUCUGUGUCCUGCCACGGAAGGAGCAUUUCUGGAGCCUGGAUGAGACGGUGCUGAAGGUGCCCCCCAAGCUCAUCCUCCAAGUGUGGGACAAUGACAAGUUUUCAGCUGAUGAUUUUCUGGGUGUCCUGGAGCUGGAGCUCACCAAGCUGCCGCAGCCAGCCCAGCACCCCCAGAACUGCACCUCAAAACCCCAGCGGACCCCCCAAAGCCCCUGGCCUCGGCGGGGGGCGCGGGUCCCCUCCCGGCUCUCGCUUUUCCGGCAGAGACGGGCGAGGGGGUGGUGGCCCUGCACGGUGCAGGAGGGCGGCAAGCGGCGCCUCUCGGGUAAGCUGGAGCUGAGCCUGGAGCUGCUGACAGCAAAGGAGGCGGAAGAGCGACCGGUGGGGAAAGGCCGGGAGGAUCCCAACAUGUACCCGACGCUCCCGGCACCCCUGAGGCCAGAGUGGUCGUUCCUGUGGCUGCAGGCGCCGCUGCGCAGCCUGCGCUUCGGGCUGUGGCAGCAGUACCGCGGGCGGCUCAGCCUGGCGCUGGCGCUGCUGCUGCUCCUGGGUCUGCUCUUCGCCUUCGUCUACUCCACCCCGGGUUAUUUGGCCAUGAAGCUGGUUAACCCCCUCGAGAGCUUCCACCUGCGCCAGGGCAAGCCCUGA
Molecule: messenger RNA, 6048 nt
Organism: Tyto alba (common barn owl)
Lineage: Eukaryota; Metazoa; Chordata; Aves; Strigiformes; Tytonidae
Gene: FER1L5
Product: fer-1 like family member 5
Exons: 49
Coding region: 1-6048 (2015 amino acids)
Biological process (GO): vesicle fusion; T-tubule organization; plasma membrane repair
Cellular component (GO): cytoplasmic vesicle; T-tubule; membrane
Molecular function (GO): electron transfer activity; calcium ion binding; calcium-dependent phospholipid binding
Source: RefSeq, a predicted model, not a curated record